Molecule: messenger RNA, 2280 nt
Organism: Bombus huntii
Lineage: Eukaryota; Metazoa; Arthropoda; Insecta; Hymenoptera; Apidae
Exons: 1
Coding region: 352-2280 (642 amino acids)
Molecular function (GO): sequence-specific DNA binding
Source: RefSeq, a predicted model, not a curated record
UAACAUUCUUUUUUAAAGAAGACGUGUCUUACGAAAAAUUAUAAUAUUCCGAACUUUUUGAAUAUUACUGCAUUUCAUAUAAAUGUUAAAAAUUUAAGAUACAUUUAGGGUUGAAAAAUAAUGAAGGUGUUAUUAUAUUUUAUUACUGGAUUUUAUUCUUUAAAUAUCAUAAAACUACACCAUAUACAAAAAGGUUGUAAACAAAUAAUUUAAUUUUAAGUCUCUUGAAAAAUGUGUUAACUGUGACGUUUGAAAAAACGUUUGAUUAAGAGUUAACGUUUUUCAUGAAACUGUGACAAAAUGGAAUUCUCUAUUUGACGAAUGUAUAGAGGCGAAGAAUAAUUUAAAAAGAUGCCACAUCCGUGUGUCGUAUGCGGUCGUUCGCGUAUGAAUCCAAACAAUAAAGAAGAAGAAUAUAUGUUUUUUGGAUUUCCCGUCAACGAUGAAGCUCGAUGCAGAAAGUGGUUGGAAUUUUGCUGUCGCGAAGAUUUAUAUAAACUUACAAAGAAACAAUUACUUCAACGAAUGGUAUGUUCUAAGCACUUUGAACAGAAGGAUUUUUUAAAUGAGUAUCUUGACAGAUUAAAUUGUACGGCAGUACCCUCAAUUUAUGAUCCUAAACAAAGUUUGUACAACAUAACCUGCGUAUUAUGUGGCCGAUCUCGUCGAGAUCCAUCAGAUUUAGAUUAUGACGGCGUAACAUUUCAUCAUUUCCCUGGCGAAGAAUUUCGAUGUUUAAAAUGGCUUGAUUUUGUUGGUGUAGAUUCAUAUUAUAGAUUGACUAGAAAAGAAAUUUUAUUUUGUUACAUUUGUUCAAAACAUUUUGAUCGUUCUCAAUUUAUGCCUGGUUAUAAGAGCAGAUUGAUAGACAAUGCUGUUCCCAAUAUCAGAAACCCUGAUCAGGUGGAUGGAUCUGAACAAUAUAUUAUGGAAUUUGUGUUUGAAUCAAAAUAUAGUUCCUCAGACAAAUCUAAGAAAUUAGAGCCUUUACCACCUGCUGUCUUAGAAAGUCAAGCAUGUGCUGCUUGUGGUAGAUCAAGAUCUGAUCCAAGAAAUAAAAUAGAAAGAUACAAGUUCCAUCCUUUUCCUGCUUAUGAAAUUGGCAGGUGCUUAAGAUGGUGUCAAUUUUUGGGUAGAGAGGAUUUAUUAAAAAUGUCACCAAAUCAAAUAAGAAAGUUGGUACUUUGUUCAAAACACUUUCAAACAGGACAAAGUUUUCAUAAAGUCGGACCAUGUGAUGCAGUUCCAACUAUAAAGGAUAUAUCACAAUUAGACUGUGACAAUUCAACAGAAAAGAUAGAAGAUGACCAAGAUACAUUAGAAGAAGCUAAUUGUAAUAAUACAACUAAAGGAAUUAAAAGGCAAGGUUUUUCAAGACCUUUAGUAUCUAGUAAAAAACCAAAGGUAGAUAAUAAGCCCACACCUCUUGCAAAGAAACGUGGGAAAUCUAAAAGGCCAACUCUUAUUAACAUUCCAAGGCCUGAUCCUGAUAAUAUUGAAAAUCGUGUGAUAAGAAAAUUACCACUUCCUCCUACCUCUAAUUGGAAAAUUCAAUUCACAGAUCAAUUUCAACCCAUAACAAUAGCAAAUCAUAUUACAUCAAAUAUUUCAAAUAAUAUGCAAGGUAACAUAAAGAAAGUAAUCCUACCAUUUACUGGUGAUAUAUCAAACUUAGGUGCUCCUAUUCCAGUGCAUAGUUUAUCCAGUAUUCCCCCUGGUUUAUUAAUUAAAAUAGAUCUUCCUGAACAGGAGCAACAAAAGAUGAAAGCAAUGAAAAAGCAAACUAGACCAAAAAUAACACAUACUCCUAUUGCUUCUAAUGAAAUUGAUACAAGACAGCAAGUGUGGGUGAAAAAUGGUGAAGCUUCAGUCACAUUGCCAGUUAUAAAACAAAGCAAACAAGAGACAGAUAAAAAUUUAGUUGAAUUUCUGUCAACCUCUCUAGAGGAAACAGAAGGUAAAGUAGUAACUGAAGAAUUAGAAGUACACGAGGAAGUUGUACUACCACAUACAUUGGAAGUGUUAGAUGACGAAGCAUCUAAUGUGAAAGAAGAGCAAUUUUAUGAAGAUUUUGAAGAAGUAGAAUGCUUAUCGUCAAAAGAGCAAAAGCCUGUCAGACGUAGAAAAGGUUCAGGAACAAUGAGAAGAACAAUUUUUCCUAUUAGAAGUGAAGUCAAAUAUUUUCUGCGCAAAUUGGCACCUCAUAUGCAUAGAUUACCUAGGAGAGCUAGAGCACAGAUGAAACUUGCAAUUGUUAAUAUGGUGAUUGAUCACUUGUAA